This is a messenger RNA of Lentinula edodes (shiitake mushroom), 2121 nucleotides long. RefSeq names its product HSP90-domain-containing protein. Gene Ontology annotation, cellular component: perinuclear region of cytoplasm; plasma membrane; protein-containing complex. NCBI's taxonomy places the organism in Eukaryota, Fungi, Basidiomycota, Agaricomycetes, Agaricales, Omphalotaceae. The transcript is spliced from 8 exons. Gene Ontology annotation, molecular function: ATP hydrolysis activity; ATP binding; ATP-dependent protein folding chaperone. The coding region runs from base 1 to 2121 and encodes 706 amino acids. Gene Ontology annotation, biological process: cellular response to heat; protein stabilization; protein folding. The record is from RefSeq and is a predicted model, not a curated record.
AUGGCGACAGAAAGCUUUGGAUUCCAAGCUGAGAUCUCUCAGCUCUUGGACCUUAUCAUCAAUACUUUCUAUUCGAACAAGGAGAUCUUCCUUCGUGAACUCAUCUCCAAUGCCUCCGAUGCCCUCGACAAAAUUCGAUACGCGUCUCUGACUGACCCUUCAGUGCUCGACACUGGCAAGGACCUCGUCAUUCGCAUCAUCCCGGACAAGGAGGGAAAGAUCCUCUCCAUCCGCGAUACUGGUAUCGGUAUGACCAAGGCUGACAUGGUCAACAACUUGGGUACCAUCGCAAAAUCCGGAACAAAGGGUUUCAUGGAAGCUUUGAGUUCUGGUGCCGAUAUCUCCAUGAUCGGUCAAUUCGGUGUCGGUUUCUACUCCGCAUACUUGGUUGCCGAACGUGUUCAGGUUAUAUCUAAGCACAAUGACGAUGAGCAGUACAUUUGGGAAUCUGCUGCUGGAGGUACCUUUACUAUCACCCAGGACACUGUCAACCCUCCUCUUGGACGUGGUAGUGAGAUCCGACUACACUUAAAGGAGGAUCAGCUCGAGUACCUUGAGGAAAAGAGGAUCAAGGAUAUCGUAAAGAAGCACUCGGAAUUCAUUUCCUACCCCAUACAGCUCGCUGUGACCAAGGAAGUUGAGAAGGUGAGCUACUCACGGUUGCAUCUUACCGACGACGAGGCUGAAGAGGAAGAGGACGCUGAGAACAAGCCCAAGAUCGAGGAAGUUGACGAUGAGGAAAAGCCUAAAGAUAAGAAGACAAAGAAGAUCAAGGAGGUUGAGACUACUAACGAGGAGCUCAACAAGACGAAGCCCAUUUGGACACGUAACCCUAGCGAUAUCACGCCUGAUGAGUAUUCGGCGUUCUACAAGAGCUUGACCAACGACUGGGAAGACCACCUUUCUGUGAAGCAUUUCUCUGUCGAAGGUCAGCUUGAAUUUAAGGCUAUCCUCUUCGUUCCGAAACGUGCUCCCUUCGAUCUCUUUGAGUCGAAGAAGAAACGUAACAACAUCAAGCUCUACGUCCGUCGUGUCUUCAUUAUGGAUGAUUGCGAGGAUAUCAUCCCCGAGUAUCUCAACUUCGUCAAGGGUAUCGUUGAUUCCGAGGAUCUGCCUCUCAACAUCUCUCGUGAGACAUUGCAGCAGAACAAAAUUCUCAAGGUCAUUCGCAAGAACAUUGUCAAGAAGUGCAUGGACAUGUUCUCUGAGAUUGCAGAGGACAAGGACAAUUUCAACAAGUUCUACGAAGCUUUCGGCAAGAACUUGAAACUCGGUAUCCAUGAAGACGCGCAGAACCGCAGCAAGCUCGCCGAAUUCUUGCGCUUCUUCUCUACCAAGUCUACCGAUGAGCAAACCUCGCUCAAGGACUACAUUACUCGCAUGCCUGAAGUUCAGAAGUCAAUCUACUACCUCACCGGUGAAUCCCUUGCUGCUACUCGCGACUCUCCGUUCCUCGAAGUCCUUAAGAAAAAGGGUUUCGAAGUUCUUCUCCUCGUUGACCCCAUUGAUGAGUAUGCCAUCACCCAGUUGAAGGAAUUCGAUGACAAGAAGCUCGUUUGUGUCUCGAAGGAGGGUCUUGAACUUGAGGAGACUGAAGAGGAGAAGAAGGCCCGUGAGGCCGAAACCACUGCCUUCAGUGAACUUUGCACCGUCGUCAAGGAUGCUCUCGGUGAUAAGGUUGAGAAGGUAGUCAUCUCGAACCGUAUCACUGACUCACCUUGUGUCCUCGUUACUGGUCAAUUCGGCUGGUCAUCAAAUAUGGAGCGUAUCAUGAAAGCUCAGGCUCUUCGUGACUCGUCAAUGUCAUCUUACAUGGCAUCGAAGAAGACGCUCGAGCUUAACCCUUCCAAUCCUAUCAUCAAGGAGCUGAAGCGCAAAGUUUCGGAAGACAAGGCUGACAAGUCUGUCCGCGACCUUACCUACCUUCUCUUCGAGACUGCUCUGCUCACUUCUGGCUUUGCUCUUGAUGAGCCAACAUCGUUCGCCAAACGUAUUCACCGUAUGAUCUCGCUGGGUCUUGACGUUGAUGAAGAAGAAGAGGUAGCCGCCGAGGCUUCGACAAAUGACGCACCACCACCGUUAGAGGCCACCGCCAGCUCUGCAAUGGAGGAGAUCGAUUAA